Messenger RNA from Rhodotorula toruloides NP11, 753 nucleotides. RefSeq lists its product as uncharacterized. The record is from RefSeq and is a predicted model, not a curated record. NCBI's taxonomy places the organism in Eukaryota, Fungi, Basidiomycota, Microbotryomycetes, Sporidiobolales, Sporidiobolaceae. Bases 1 to 753 code for a protein of 250 amino acids. The transcript has 3 exons.
AUGUCCCCUCGCCUAGUCAACGAACGGCAGUACGACGCCCUCCUUCGCCAAUCCCGCCUUGCGGAACCUCCGCUCGUGGGAGUCUCGCACCUUCCCCCCAAGGAGCUCGCGUCCUUCGCGCCGCCAGUCAGCGCCGACCGCCAAGCGCGCAUUCUCGCCCCCGUGACAGCGACAAUCUCGACCCUCUGCAAAAAGCUCGACGACAAACUCCACGACACCCAUCUGCUCGGUCUGGGAGACUCGGAGUGGUUUUGUGACUUGUUCUUUCACCUGUCGAGGAGGCUGGACGAGAUGAACAAGGGCACCGAGCUGAAGAAGGAGACGUAUGCACGGGCGAUUGAUGCGAAACUUCGAGGCGACGUCGAGGACCAGAUUCGAGGCAAGUCGGCGCGUGUUCGCACGAUUGGCGGUCUCAUCGUCCAGACGCUUCAAGAGCUGCUUGAGAUGCUGGAGAAGGGCGAGCAAGUCCCGCACGACUUCCUGUGGAAGGACGUCGUCUCGCUCGAGCACAUCGACCUCGACAUGCUUGCCUGGGUCGCGUACUGCUCCAACCCAAAAGGCGCAGGCUGGCAGGGCCUCCUCCGCCGUCGCAAGCCCGGCGUCGCCGUCUCGAACCGCCGCAUCGCUCUCCACCGCGGCUUCUCCCUCCAACACUCGUCGAAGCCAGAGUUCCAGGUCGAGUCGCGCCAGGACUCGGGUUUCUCGACGCACUACGACGAUUUGCUCAAGGCGCAUCCCUCGGGUUAUCACUAG